GCUUUUAUAAUCACAAUGUUGAAAUACAAUGAUAAGCAACAAAAAUUGCAAAUGAAAUGAGUUAAUGCAACGUUAAUCUUUAAAGAAUUAAAGACUUGUUGAAGCUUUACAACUAAAGACAUUAAUUAAUAAGCUUAAUUAUUGAAUUAUAUUAUAUGGAUGGUGGUACUGUAAUUAUAACCAUUCUUUAUUUGUGUACUAGGAUAUUAAUUAUUGAAUAUGAAUGCAUUAAUCCCUUAUUUAUGUUUUUUGGUAGCCACUUAAAUGAGCAUCAGCUGUUACAACUUGUAUUUGUGAUUUGUGAUUAAACCAGUAGAAUUUAAAACAAGGAAACUUAGAUUUAUGCCAAAUCGAUUGAUUUUAUUCCAAUGUUUAACAUACGAUCAGAGAUUACGUAUUCUUUUGAGGAAAAUACAUAUGAUAGGAUCAAUAUUACGCCUCGAGGUACCAACGAUACUAGUCAAGAUUGUAGGUAGUAGUGGCUAGAAACAUUUUUCGGGAAACUAUGAUAUCAUCAGAGAUGGUAAAGCCAUCUCUACGUAUAAAUCUCACGUACCAAACUCGACAAGAAGUCUCAGAUUUCAUGAGGAAGAAACGAGAACUUAAAACGUGCAUUUACUAUGUUGGAUUUAUGAGGACUGUGAUGCUCGAACGGAAUACAAAACAUUCAAGAGCACAAAGUAGGAUCAUUCCUAGUUUUAUAAUACAAUGGAAUUAUCCGAGGAAUCUCGCAUCUCCAUUAAAUUUCCACGAAGCCAACGAUGUAUCAAGGUAACGUUAACAUAAGUAUAUAAUGAGUUGCAGACGCGCAGCGAUUUACGUCUGUUUCACAUAAUUCAAGGAAAGAUUGCGACGAAUCUACUUGAAUACGACAUGAGGUCUCGCAAAUUGGUUAAAUUCCGUUCACAUACACGAAGAGGCAAGAUGCUGUAUGUUGUUAUAAAGAGAAUUUAACGAUGAUUACUAUAAUUGUUAGUAUUGUACAAAAAACAAGGGAACUCUGGUAUUUCAACAUUUUCAUAUGGACACCGUACAAGAGGAACGAUAGAGGUACCGGUCACCUGUUGCAAGCUAAAAUCGAAUUUCAUCCACGUUAAUAAGAAUUGCUCGGUUCGUCGAACAUCGCGGCGCGCAAGAAAAUGAUCCUUCCGUGCGCAUUUUUCCUAAGGAAUUACGCGUAAUCGAAAAAGCCAGCAACGGUGAAUCUCCGCUCAACGAAGAUGAAGACUGUCCUGAUUGCUGUCGUGGCUGCUAUCUGCUUCCUGCUCGGUGAAGUACAUUCCGAAGACAAAUAUACGACGAAGUACGACGACGUCGACAUCAACCUCGUACUGAACAACGAGAGACUUCUGAAAGGAUACGUGAACUGUUUACUCGAUCGUGGUACUUGCACCCCGGACGCGGCUGAACUUAAAAAAAACUUGCCCGACGCAUUGGCCCACGGAUGCUCAGCAUGCAGCGAGAAGCAGAAAGAAAUAGCGGACAAGCUUUCUCAAUAUCUGAUCGACAAUAGAGAGGAAGAAUGGAGUCUUCUGGAAGCUAAGUACGACUCGUCAGGAGCUUACAGACAACGUUACCUUCAGAACCAAUUCAGAGAAAAAGCUGUGGACUAAAUUAGCCUCGUAAUUCAAUGGCAUCGAUUAUCUUCGCUUCAUUUUUGUUCAUGUUAAAUCUACUUGGUAUACACGUAAUGAUGCACUGCAAUGAUUUGCUAGAAAUGCUUACAGAACAUCCACUGAUCGGUAUGGAUUAUAUGAUAAGAACAUCUUAAAACAAUGAAUUAAGUAUUUUACAAAUCUGCACAUUCCUUCGAAGAGAAAUCAUCAAGGGCCUUUCUAUAAUUGUAAUUACAAUCAAUUAAAGUUAUCUGAAAAAU
Molecule: messenger RNA, 1876 nt
Organism: Bombus impatiens (common eastern bumble bee)
Lineage: Eukaryota; Metazoa; Arthropoda; Insecta; Hymenoptera; Apidae
Product: ejaculatory bulb-specific protein 3-like
Exons: 4
Coding region: 1221-1613 (130 amino acids)
Source: RefSeq, a predicted model, not a curated record